AUGGGAUCGAAGUCUUCGAAGCCCAAGAGGGCCAAGAGUCCCAAGCCGGGCAAGCGCGCCAGCAGGAAGGCGAGCAAAGGGCAGGCUACAGAGCAACGGCCGCAGGCGGUUCCGCCUGCUGCGCAGGCGAGCGCGGCGCGGGAUGCCGCGGCGGAGGUGGGCAGCUCGGUGGUGAGGGCCGACGCGGCGGACGCGUCCGCGCAGCCGCGGACGAGCACGAACGCCGCGACUUACGCGUCGGGUGACGUGUCCGCUGCCCAGCCGCCUUCGCUGGCGCUCCGCUCGGAGAUCCACGCGGGGAAGCUGCACUCGCCCAAGAGGGAGCGGAUGCAGUCCGAAGUCAACAGCCCCAAGUCCAAGGCGAGCCCCCGCGAGGCGUCCGAGCUACGCCCGCAGCGGACGGGUCCGGGAGGGGCGGUCAGCGAGGCAGGCGUCGCGAGCGGCCACGUGCGAGUCGCUUCCGUCCAGGACGCGGACAACGCGGGCGGCGUCCCCUCCCCUCUCGCGGCGUCGAUCGCGGAGCCGGAGCUCCGCUCCCCGACUCUCCAAAUCACUUCCAACCCGAGCGCGGUCCUCAGCAGCCGCCACAGCCUCAGCCCGACCGGCGCCGACAUCGCCGCGGCCUUCCCGCCCGCACCCCCGCCCGCCGCCGUCGACGACACCCCCCUCGACGUCGUCCCGGAAACACACCCCCUCCCCGUGCCCGACACCGACAACGCGCCCGCGCAUGUCCCCGGCCCCGCGCCCGACACCGACAACGCGCCUGCGCCCGAGGUGGCCUUCGAUGCCACCCCGGAGCGUCCCGCGACCGCUCCGCAGCAGGGAGAGAUCGUGCCGGUCGCGGACGCGGCCCGGAGCGGCGCCGGGGCGGACGCGCGGCCGUCGAACCUCGUGUCCGAGAUGUCGGAGGCGUACUCGACCGCGGACGGCACGGGCGGGCCGCUGGUGGGCGACGCUAUCACCCGCAACGCUACGAUGCAGUCGGUGCCGGUGUCGACCGCGGAGGACGCGGCUGCGGCGGAGGACGACGCGGCGGAGGACGACCCGGACGCGGAGCUGCGCCGGGCGCGCGCGGCGGUGCUCGGGACGGUGCGCGAGCGCGCGUCGGAGGCUGCGCUGCCGGAGGAGACGCCGGCGACGACCGCGGUGGCCACGGCGUCGAACACGGUCGGCAGCGAGGACGGGGAGGGCGAUGCGGAGGACCGCGCGCCGCGGGGCUCCUCGGCGGAGCCGGUCCCGGCGCCGGUGACCGGCGAGGUGGCGCUGGUGUCGCUGGAGGGCGGCGGGGCGCCGGUGUCGCUGGGUGGGAGCGGUGCGCAGGCGCCGGUGACCGGCAGCGGGGCGCCGGCGUCGCUGGAGGGCGGCGGGGCGCCGGUGUCGCUGGGUGGGAGCGGUGCGCAGGCGCCGGUGACCGGCAGCGGGGCGCAGGCGUCUAUGACCGGCGGCGGUGCGCAGGCGUCGAUGACGGGCGGCGGGGCGCAAGCGUCGAUCACCGGCGGCGGUGCGCAAGCGUCGAUCACCGGCGGCGGGGCGCAAGCGUCGAUCACAGGCGGCGGGGCGCAAGCGUCGAUCACCGGCGGCGGGGCGCAAGCGUCGAUGACAGGCGCGAAUGUCGAGGACAUCGCGGUCGAGGUCCCGGCUGCCGCGACGCCGGCGGGGGCAGGCGAGCCGCGGCCGGUUCGGCCGGUGACGCUGCCUGGCGCGGCGCCGCCGGCGCGGCCCCCGCAGCGGCCGCCGCUGCCGCCGCUCGCGACGCCGGGGGGCCUCGCGGCGCUGCCGCGCGACGCGUACACGAGCGUGGCGCCGGCGGGGGCGGUCGGGCGCAGCACGACGGUGCCGUCGGGGCAGUGGUCGUCGCGCCUGACGGGGCAGCUGUCGAAUCGGACGCGGCACCUCCUGCAGUCGCACCCGAUCAUCGACAUGACGGUGUUCGACCUGCGGCUGUUCAAGACGGUCCAGUACCACUGGUGGGACGGCAGCGUCAUCGACGAGCAGCCACGCGCCAACCUCCAGUCCUUCCGCCUCCGCGACGUCGACCAGCUGCCCGGGUCCGGCGCCGUGUCCUCCGCGGGCGGCGACAGCGGCAGCGGCAGCGAGCGCAGCGCCACGGCGGGCCCCGGCGCGCAGGCGUGGGCCGGCGACGGCCUCACGGAGCGCGACGUGGUGGAGCUGCGCGCGCAGGCGCUGAUGGACGGAAUGCAGCUGCGCAGCCGGCUGGGGAUCCCGAUCGAGGAGGCGAUCAUUCCGGAAGAGCAGCGCAGCGGGGCGUAG
This is a messenger RNA of Pedinophyceae sp. YPF-701, 2271 nucleotides long. NCBI's taxonomy places the organism in Eukaryota, Viridiplantae, Chlorophyta, Pedinophyceae. The record is from the annotation of a GenBank genome assembly.